CCAUGAAUAACCUUCAAAUAACUAUUGCUCGUGUAGAAAUGUUUGUGUUGUGUAGUGAAGAGUUUAAGUGCUUAAGUUUAAUUUGCAAAACGACUCUGACAUCAGCUUUCCUUAAUGUGUGAAGAUAAUAAUUUAUAAUUUGAGGAAUCACAACUCGAAAAGAUACGAACUGAUUUCUUACAGUUGUGUUAAAACUCUAAAACAUUGCCUGCAGUUGAAACAUCACUCCACUAAAACAAAUUUUGGACCAAAAGUACUGAAGAAAUUCUAGUUUAAUUUACUUAAAAUGCUUAAAAUUUUUAAAAACACACUAAACAACAAAUAUACGACUAUUUCACUCUGAACCUAUUAUUCGCAUCUCAAAAGAUAUUUACUAAACUGAAAUCGAAAAUAUGUUCUUAAUUUAAAUUUAUUUUCAUCGGAAACAUCUCAACUUUCGAAUAAUCUUUAUUACAUAACAGCAUAAAAUAUUGCCAAGUCAUUAUAAUAAAUUAAAUACACAUAUGACGAUGUAAUAAAUCCGCUCUUGCUUCAUAUGUAACAUUUUUUUUUUCAUUAAGUUCAGGCCGAUUACUUUCUUCUCAAUAUAAGAUUAUAUUAAUCAAGAAAUUUUUAACUUUAGAAGAACGAGUAAAGAUAUUGCAUGGUUUUCAAAGUCCACCAAAAAUGCGUCCCACAGAGAGUAUUUGUUUGCAUGAUGUCCUUCAUCGGUUUGACUAUUAUGUAUAUGAUGCGAUUUUCCUUAUCUCUGACGUUGACUUUCAUAGCACUUCCCAAGAGGUCAAAAAAGUCUGUAGAAGGCAGUUGUGUAAAACCAUCUACCAAGAACGAGACCAGUGAACACAGGGAGGUGCUAUUCGAAUGGGACGAAGGAAUGCAGGGGCAGCUGCUGGGUGCCUUCUUCUACGGCUACGUCCUGACCCAGCUGCCGGCCGGGAUCAUAUCCGACCUGUUCGGCCCCCGCAGGGUGGUCUUCUGGUCCGGCUUCCUCACCAGUUUAGUCACCAUUAUUGUCGGCCCAGUCACCAACCUCUUGGACUGGACGGGCCUCUUCAUCAUUCGCAUCCUCACAGGGCUAUUUCAGGGUGCAUUUUAUGCUUCACUUCAUGCAGUCGUUGCAAUAUGGGUCCCAAAAAAUGAGAGAGGCCGACUUGGAACUUUUGUUUUCGUUGCAUCAGUUUUGCCAAGCAUUGGUCUUCUUGGUGUCAGUUAUUGUGAAUGUAAUGGAACUUGUGCCUUCGUAUCUUUAAUCGUCGGAAUGGGAGCUAUGGGGACUUUCUAUCCUUCCCUCAAGGUGAAUGGAAUUGAUCUUUCAACCAACUACGGAGGCACCGUUGGUUCGACUAGCCAUUGGCUAGGCACUACAGCUGGUGCCCUAGGACCUCCGUUGAUUGCUGCUUUGGCUCCCGAUUAUGCCCUGGUUUAUCCGGUGGAGCUUACUGAUACCAUACUGAUUUUUCGAGAGAAUCGACUAGUACAACAGGAAGAAGUCAAUAGUACUGAGGUGGAGCCUCCAGAUUACGAAGAUUUUCUGAAUUCUACAAUAGCUCAAUACAGAGUUGUCAUGUGGUUGUCCUUUGUACUUAUGACAGUUACCAACAUCUUCUACCUACUGUUUGCAAGUGCUAAUGUUCAAAAGUUCAAUAAUUAUCAACCGAAGCCACGAGCUUGAAGAUCUCCACGAAAUAGCAUAAUGAAUUUUAUAAAUAUAUGUAUAUACCUACAUAUAUGUA
Messenger RNA from Nezara viridula (southern green stink bug), 1733 nucleotides. The record is from the annotation of a GenBank genome assembly. Lineage: Eukaryota; Metazoa; Arthropoda; Insecta; Hemiptera; Pentatomidae.